UAAAAGUCCAUCACUGAGGUGGUUCCAGUGCCUCUUCUCCCUGCUGGAAGCUGCGCUCUCUGCUCACUCUGUCUCUCCCCUAGUGCAAACAUGUCGGACCAAGAGCACCUCAUGGACUUGCUGAGGAAAGAGGUGAGGUCGCUGCUAAUGGCUGUCAAAGAGGGCCUGACCCCAGUGCAGCUGGAGCAGGAGUACCUGACUAUGAUCGGCAAACCUCUCCCAUUGCGCAUGUUGGGCUACCGAUCCACCAUGGAGCUGGUGAAGGACAUGCCCGAUGUCGUCAGUAUCUGCUCCUGUAGAGAUGGCUGUGUUGUACUGAAAGUCAUUGCAGAUGAGACCACCAGGGGGUUGGCAAGUUUGGUUGCCAAGCAGAGGACCAGUUCUAAGGCGCAAAAUAUCAUGCGAAGAACAAAUGCCUUCUCUCGCCCCCGCCUGCCCCGGCGGGGCCGGACCCCUCCUAUCCUGCCAGCUAUGGUGAAGAGUGAGCUGAAAGACCUGCUGAGUCUGUCCCCAGUCUUGCUCUCAGAUUUUGAUAAGGCCUUCGCCAGGCGUUUUGGACGGACAUUCCAGUAUACGCGCUAUGGAUUCUUGUCCAUGAUUGAAGUGCUGAGCGCAGCCUCUGAUAUCAUUGCCAUUGAGCAGACCAGGGCGGGCUCUCUGCUGACCCUGAAGGAAAGCCCCUCAGUUAAGCCACAGCAGGAAAAGCUGUCACAGGGUAAGAUGAUGAUGAUUCAGCCAAAGAAAGCAGAGCAGGCCAAGCCUGAUUCUCUGCUACCACCUGCAGUUAGGACACCCCCUCCAGGAUCUGUCUUAUGUACAGAGAGCCUUGAAACACCAAAAUGGGGAUCAGAGCCAGUGGAAGCAGCAGUAGGGAACUGUGGUGAGAGACUGAAACAAUUGGAGAAGGAUAUUAAGAUGAUCUUUGCACAGAAGGGAGCCGGAGGGACAGUCAGCUCAGAACUCAAAGAGAAGAUCCGAGUUGUUGCAGCCCAGUAUCCUGAGGGUUUGCUUGCUUCUAAGCUACCUGGUGAGUUUGAGGCACGUUUUAAACAGAAGCUGUCCGUGAAGGAGCUGGGGUUCUUAAAUGUGAUGGAGUUCGUUGGGGCCCUUAAUGAUAUUCUCUAUGUUGAGCGCAAGGAAGGCGGACAAGACUGGCUGGUCUUUGAUCUUGAAUCCAAGUGCUUAGCAGAUGGUGCUGCUGAGCUCAAGGUCUCCAGCUGGGAUUUCCAUUCUGAGAACGCGGAGGCUCUGGACCUGAAAAAAAGCCAAGUAUUCGAUGUGGUAAAAAAGACAGUGAAACCAUAUCGGGAUGUGGAGGAGCUACAGCUAGCAUGGGAGAUAGCAGAACCAGAGAUCCCCCCUGAUGCUGUUCAGGACAGAAGCCUUUAUUGUCUCCCUGCACUGGACAGUAGCACCCUAGUGGGUGUCUUUGUGGAGUACAUCAUCUCUCCUAACCAGUUCUACAUCCGGAUAUGUAGCAGGGAAACGUCUGAGAUGCUGGAGGACAUGAUGAUUGAGAUGAGACGAUGCUAUUCAAAUAAAAACGUUUCUGACCGUUACGUCAUGCCGGAGGCCUUGGUCCAGCCUGGCCAUCUUUGCUGUGUUAGGAUUUCGGAGGACAAAUGGUGGUACCGAGUCAUCAUCCACCAGGUGCUCAGCGAACAGGAGGUGGAGGUGUUCUUCCCAGACUUUGGAAAUCUGAGGACUGUCCAGAAGUCUUGCCUGAGAUUCCUCAAGUGCUGCUAUUCAAAACUUCCUGCCCAAGCUAUCCCUUGUUCCUUGGCGUGGGUGAAACCCAUACAGGGGCAUUGGACCACCAAUGCCAUUCUCCAGUUCUGGAAGCUGUGUAACCUGAAGCCACUGGUGGGAGUGGUGGAUGAAUAUGUGAACAGUAUUCUUCACCUCUUCCUGUGUGACACUACCGCUGAUGAAGAUACCUACAUCCAUCAGGUCUUGAGAGCAGAGGGCCAUGCUGUCAUUUGCAGAGAAAAUAUUCCCUCCAAGGGGUUCAUAGAACAGAACCCCUCAGAAUUGUACCUGCAGCCCAGUCCGAAUGAUGGAUCAUCAGGGUCACACCUUCCCUUACAGGAACAGGAAUCUUUCUGUGAAAUCAGCAGGGCAGUGAAUCCAGAGCUGAAUGAGAGUGAACCAUAUGCCCAGAGAUCUCAGGUUGACCAGAAGGAUGCAGUGUGCUUAGCACCUGAAGGAAGGGUACAAGAAUACGCCUGCUCUGUGAAUUCUUAUUCUCUUACUUCAUGGGACUUACAAGGCAAAAAUUCGCAGGAAAGUCCAAAUGGAGAGCCCAGAAAGCCAAAACUGGAAAUGCAGGGAAGUCCUCAUCUGGACAUACCAUCCUUAGAGCCGGCGUCUGUGAUCUCAGACAUCUGGAAUGAAAAGUGGUUGCCUCUGCAAACCUUACAGAAGCAGACUGGUAUUGGCCAUGACACCUUGCAAUUGGAUACUGUGAUAUCUUCCAGCCAGACCUCCAGCCAUGAAGGCAGGAAUCAGAGCCUGCAAAGCAAAGAGCAGCUGCAACAGGCAGGGCAUUUUGCUGCUGCUGAAGAGACUUCGGAUCAUGUGAACAUGACAAGGACAGCAGUUGAAAAGUCAAAAUACCCAAUCCAGGAGACACUGGAUCUGGGAGAAGUCCUGGAGUCCACUGGGGGGCUGAAGACACCAGCCUCUCUUGGAGAUUUAUCAGAUCCUGCUGUUUUGUCCAAGUCACUGGAAGAGUUUUAUGUCUCCCUAAGCUGUUCCCAGCCCUCAGCAGAGCCUAGCCAACUGGAGACUGAUCAGAACAAAAUAUCUCUUAACAAGGUCCAGCUUCUUACACCACCAGCUGCUUCUGCCUCACUUACAACAGCACCUGUAUCUUUGGAGAAGCAGAAUGGGGAAGUCAUUCCAGAGACGGUAAAGAGUGAGGACCUCUUGAGGACCCAAGUUAUCACACUGAGUAGCAGUAACAGCUGCAGUAACCGAGGGGCUGAGGAUCAGAAUUCUCUGAUUCUAGCUGCUGAGCUCCAGGUCUCCCAGAAAUUCUACGUCCCUCGCAGCUCACCUACCGCAGCAUUGGGAGCUGCUGCACGCUUGGCCACCUCCAGUGGCCUUUUUCACUGGUUCACUGUCUUGAGAAAGUUGGAGACAUGAGGAGGAGGAGGAACCCCAAGCUGUAUGGUUUCUCAAGAAAGGAGUCUAAUCCACUUGUACUGCAUCAGACAAGAUGGAGAAACAAAGCAGAUGCUCUUAGAGGGGUUGGUUCUCCUGUGCCAUUUCUUUGUCCAUAAGAGUUACUCAUCCUCCUAGGACAUGCCUGUGUGUAUGGGAUAAAUGUUGCUUUUAUUUUCAGUGGAGAUUGUUAUAUUCCUUCUGUUGUACUGCUGCGUAAUGACUGUGUUCUUUUUAAUAUAGUGGUUUGAACUGUGUUUCAGUGUUGUUGUGUUGCAUGUAUG
Molecule: messenger RNA, 3449 nt
Organism: Chelonoidis abingdonii (Abingdon island giant tortoise)
Lineage: Eukaryota; Metazoa; Chordata; Testudines; Testudinidae
Source: RefSeq, a predicted model, not a curated record